Asterias rubens (European starfish) is the source of this 4295-nucleotide messenger RNA. Its product is annotated as cytosolic carboxypeptidase-like protein 5. Gene Ontology annotation, molecular function: zinc ion binding; metallocarboxypeptidase activity. Lineage: Eukaryota; Metazoa; Echinodermata; Asteroidea; Forcipulatida; Asteriidae. The transcript has 16 exons. The coding region runs from base 177 to 3620 and encodes 1147 amino acids. The record is from RefSeq and is a predicted model, not a curated record. Gene Ontology annotation, biological process: protein deglutamylation; proteolysis.
GCGGCCGAAGGUCUCUGUCAUCGCUCGUAUUUUGCAGAAAAAUAAUGGAAUGCAAUUUUUGAGUUAUUUAAAAAUGUAGUAGUUUUACGUAUUGUGCAUUCAAGCUCAAGAUAAUAAUGUGAGUGAUACAUCAUUUAUAACCACCCUGUUGCUACUGGCAACUGGUAUAUCUUGAGAUGGAGUAUCGAAGUGGAGGUCUUCUCUUCACUUCCAAGUUUGACUCCGGGAACUUGGCUCGAGUGGAGAGAGUCUACCAUGAUGAAGAUGAUGAUCCUAGUGCGAAACGAGUCGGAGACACGUGUGCUGUAUCGGACUAUGAGUUCAAUGUGUGGACCAAACAUGAUUGUGGUGGGACAGAGUUUGAAAAUGGCAAUAGGUCGUGGUUCCAUUUUGCCAUCAAAGGCUGUCCAAUGAACAAGCUGGUUAAAAUCAACGUCAUGAAUAUGAAUAAGCAAGGAAAGCUAUACAGCCAAGGUAUGGCACCUGUAGUUCGUGUCAUGCCACAGAAGCCAAAAUGGGAGCGUAUCAGAGAGAGACCAACAUGGGAGACAGUUGAUGGGCAGUUUAUCUUGUCGUUCAACUACCGCUUUGAGUAUCGCUUCUCCUCUGUCUACUUUGCCUUCUGCUUCCCGUACUCCUACACCGAAUGCCAACAGAAAAUGGAUGAGUUAGACUCGCAGUUUGCGCAGUGUCAACAUCUCAAACCAUCAAGCCCGGCAAACUCCAUCUACUACCAUCGAGAGCUUUUAUGUUACUCAAUUGACAGACUCCGUGUUGAUCUAAUGACUAUUACCUCUUGUCAUGGGCUAACUAAUGAAAGAGAGCCCAGACUACCGAAGCUCUUCCCAGAGAACGAAGUACCAAGGGCUCAUAAGUUUAAAGGCAAAAGGGUGUUCUUCCUGACCAGUAGAGUUCAUCCUGGAGAAACACCAGCAAGCUUCGUCUUCAAUGGCUUCCUAGAGUUCAUCCUUCGCCCUAAGGACCCUCGUGCCAUCCAGCUGAGGAAGCAGUAUGUCUUCAAGCUCAUCCCACUCCUCAACCCAGACGGGGUACAGAGGGGUCACUAUAGGACGGACCAAAGAGGGGUGAACUUAAACCGGGUGUACCUCAACCCAGACUCUGUUGCUCAUCCAACGAUAUACGCUACUAAGAGUCUGAUACUGCAUCAUCAUGUCAGCUCAAGGGUUGUUCCUUGGAGCGGGGAGGCGAGUCCAAGCUCAAGGAAGACGGAUACAAAGCAUGUUGCGGAGAAAAAGGGGAAGGGGGAUGGGGAGGGUAGUUCUUCUCCUGGGGCUGUCCCAGUGCAGCCUCCAGCUAAUGCUAUUGUUGUGGUUCAUGAAGGUUCAGGGAAUCUAACACAUAGUCAAACAGUUUCAAGACAGUCGGAUGAUGUCGACAAUCAAAGACUACUUGAAUUAUCAGAUACAGAUAUUCAGAACUCUGGUGUUAAUAUAAGUAAAUCCGACUUCAAUGCAGUUUCCAUGCCCGGCGACUCUGCGGACGUUUCAUCCCAGGAUGCUAGUGAGCUGCGUUUACGCACAUCCUCUGUCGCCAAAGAGAGUUCCGUUGAUGGCGACUCAGGCGGGGAGGAGGACGAAGAUAACAUUCCUCAUUCAUUGACUCCGUCUACCCCCAAGCCAAAUUCCGAUCCCAACCUUGCUGCUGAUGGGAGCAUCUUAAACAUUCCACCCAAAGACAGUGGUAUAGCCCUGUAUGUCGACCUCCAUGGCCAUGCUUCCAAGCGAGGCUGCUUCAUUUAUGGAAACUACUUCGACGAGGAGGAGAGUCACAUUGAUAAUCUUCUCUUCCCGAAGCUGAUCUCAAUGAAUUCGGCUCACUUUGACUUUGACGGUUGUAACUUUACUGAGAAGAAUAUGUACACAAAGGAUAAGAGGGAUGGCAUGUCGAAGGAAGGUAGUGGACGUGUUGCUAUAUUCAAGGCUACAGGGAUUAUACACAGCUACACUCUUGAAUGUAACUACAAUUCUGGUCGUUUUGUCAACUCUCUUGCCCCUGCUACGAUGGACGAUGGCAGGGCAACCCCACCUCCUCUAGCAGGUUACCCACCAAAAUACAACCCUGGACAUUUUGAAGAGGUUGGCAGAGCUGUUGCUGUAGCAGCGUUGGAUAUCACAAACACUAACCCAUGGAGUAGAUUAGCAUCUACAGAGUAUAGUAACGUAAUGGGUGUGCGUUCAUGGGUUCAACGCUAUCUGCGCAGUGUACGUGGGGCGCCCUUGCUCCCUAAGAAGAUGGCUAGAGUUUCCUCAAAGACUUCAAGUAUCGUUGCUUCUGCUACAGCAAAUACAUUCCAUAAACCCCGCUUCUCGUGGAGUGACACGCCAAGCAGUCAAGCGCCCUCUAGUGUUCAUAGCAAUCAGAGUAAUUCGGCAUCAUCGGUAGCCACAGCAGCGAAGAAAGUCACAGUGCGGCACCUUGGCCCAGUACGAGAAACCAAGACAACGCUAGAAAGAAAGAAGCACCUCCAGCAUCAAAUGCAGGGGUCCAAGUUGGCAUCAGCCUCUGUGCCAGCCUUCGGGAGCACCUCCCUGAGGUCGUACCCAGCCACCAACCACAGCCGACAAACCAACCCAAACACAAUCAAUGCACCGCAGCAAUCAAGUAGUCUACCAGUAGCCAUUGGAAUGUCCACCAGUCACAAGUCACAUAAGACCAGUCCACAGUCUCUGAAUACGGUGGCGCAUCCCCAUGAACACGGGGUGACGAACCCUGUGACGCAUGGCAUACCCCCUCCCCCAAUCAGGCAUGGCUUCACAUUAACUGAGGGACGUACUGGUAAACAUCACAAGCAACAUGACAAGACCGCUGUCACGUCCAAUGUUGUGCAUGAGUUACUAAGCAAUGUGAUGAUCAAAGCUUUGGAGGAGACCGUCAUGAACCAGACUAGGGGUGUUUUGAAAGGUUCUUAUGUCCCUCUUUCUCCUUUGCCUGUCCCUUCCUCUCCCGCUGAUGCUCAGUCUUUGCCUGGCAAGCCUACAUAUGACCCAUCCGAUGGCGGUAAGAUCAGCAGUGCCGCAAUGCAAAUACCCACACUGGCACCUGCUUUGAAGGUUGCAAACAACCAGAAAAUGUUAUUCCGUCCCGUUGCCAACAACGAACCUCUGUCCAAUUACGAUCUGACCGUAAAAUCAAUGAACCAGCGAGAUUCACCAAGUUCCGAGCCAGUGAAAAGACGUAAGAAGCCAUCCGGUAUGAAACGUCGUAGUGCAUCACACAGCCCUAGCCGUAAGGGUCGACGCACUGGAAGGGGGAGGGGUAGUGAGACAGAUAGUGAGAAGGAUAAGAAGCAAAGUAACCGACGUAAGAGGGGAUCAAUCGAUGGACGGACCACCAGGUCUGAGCCGGUUACAGGUGACAAUGUUCCUGAUUACAAUGUGGGUCCUCAGAACGGACAUGAACAAAUCACACUACGAAGACGUAGUUCAGAUGGGGUCACACCCGAUCUUUCCCAUCAGAGAUCCAAGCGUGCUGGGCGGUUUACAAAAUCACAUUCAUUUGGCGGUGAGAAUUCAGAAUCCAGUGUGUCGUGUCAAGUGGUCGACUUGAACAACGUGAACAAUACCUGGAAAUCAAAGAAAGAAGUGACAUUCUGGAUGUGAUGAUCCCAUAUGAGAAGACUCAGGAAUGUCCCGGAUCAUACUGGUUUGUACCGGUUCCUAGAUGAUUGUAGUUACUACUUGGAAGGUCAUUCAAGAUAAAUCUGGAUUGAACUGGAUCAUACUGGUUUGUGCCAGUUCUUGGUUGAUUGUAUACUGGGAAGGUCAUUAGAGGUGAAUCUGGUUUGUACCGGAUACUGCUGGUUUGUACUGGUUCUUAUAGAUGAGUAUUGUUACUAUGAAGGUCAUUUGAUAUGAAUCUGGAUUGUACUGGAUCAUACUGGUUUGUACCGGUUGUUAGAUGGUUGCUGUUACAUGGUGCCAAUUAUUAAAUUACCAAAAUGCAGAUUGAGUUUUACUUCAAAAAUACAUUCAGAGAUGAAGUUCCUCAUUUCUAUUUGUAAAAUGAUUAUGAAUUUGUUAUUUAUGAACCAUAAAUGGUCCAAUUUUAUGGAGUCUCCCUAAUUAUUUAUAUAAAAUUGUGAUUUACAAAAUUUCAGCAUGUAGAAAAUAAUUGAUGUGUUCAAGUGGAUAUUGUAUUCAAAAUGUAGAAAAAGUGUUGUGACUCUUGUGUGUUAGGUGUCUUACAUAUUGAAAACAAAGACUUUAAAGACAUUGGACACCAUUGGUAAUUAUCAAAGACCAGUCUUUUCACUUGGUGUAUCUCAACAUAUGCAC